UGCGGGAGAACAUCGACUCUUGCACCCAUGCUCCUUGUGGAUGCGCACGGUCAUGCAUGUAUACCCUGGAUCUCGGCUUCAGCAGAUUCACCGUGCACCACCGUGAUUGAGCAACGGCUUCGCUUUCUCUCACGAUACUUGAGAUCAAGGACCCAUCAAAAGGCCACGCAGUGUACAGCCAUGGCAGAAUCUCGCCCACCUCGAUUCUCGCUGGACAAUGUUCCUUCGCAGCACCCCAAGGUCCGGUUGGAAGUGUCUGGGGCCGACCUCGAAGCCCCUGAAGGAUGCACACCCUAUGUCCUCGUACAGCUCUCCCCGGCGCUGUUCGUCGACCCGUACGAAUUACCACCAUAUCGCUCCCUUUCCGAGGAGCGCGACCCCUCUACGAGUGUGUUCGUGAGCGUGACCCAGGUUCACAUCUUUGGAAAAACCGAGCUGGAGAGUGCCGUCGGCUGGACAGAUCCAAAGGGUGCUCGACGCAAGAUCGCAGCUCGUCGUGCGCCCCGCUCUGGCGCUGAUCUGCCGCACAGCCACGCCCUUAGUAGCGAAGCCAGCCAGGUGCUCUUCCAGUUGGAUCUAAAAGACCCCGCAAAUCCACAGCCGUACAGCUUUAAAGACACCAUGGACGCGCUGCUGCAUCUUAAGAUGUCGCCUAAGCCAACACGCAAGCAACAGUCAGCCAGCGAACUCGCACGGGUGCACACUCUGCAUCUUCCUCUACAUACACGGUACAUACCGCCGGUUCAGGAAAACGCAGGUGUCUCCGCUUCCGCGCCUUUGCCUGAUUGGAAGCUUCUGAUCAAGCAGGUAAUGGAUCUGCGGAAAGGGAAUUACGAAAAUGUGGAGCUGCCGGAACCACAGUACAUCUAUUCGUGCAUCGGUGAACCGAGUUAUGAAGAGACGUUCAAGAUGGACAGGGGCUGGAAAUACAUACAGCCUUCGGACUUGCUCCAAAAUGCUUGGGCUCAAUACAAACUCUCACCGCCUCUUCCAGCGUCGACAAAUCCUAAUAAUCAUCGCCUGCUGGCGCGCACCCAGUUAGGUACAGGCAUCUUGUCACUACCGCCAGCUGACGGUUGGACGCUCCCGAUACCUCGAGGCGACGCUUCCUUGACGACACUGACUCAGCUCAUCACUGCGUCUGUCAUCGGCUUGACAGCACUCUAUGCGUUCCUAUCCAUACGGUCGAGCGUAUCGCAGGUCGAACGCAGCGAAGCACUGCUUCGGAAACGAGCAGAGAGCAAAUCUCAAUAGUAAUUUAUAACUGUCCGCAUUCGCUUCAUGUGCUUUGCAUGUGUAUGUGAUACAAGAGAGCCAGUUGCAGCGUCCGUCUCCCCAUAACAGCGACAAUUGCUUCUUACAAAGCUUUGAGUUACCUCAGAACCUCGACAGGCGCGAAGGCGUUUUCGACACAGGCAUCGCACGAAUACCACCGCCAGAAGCGACUGGACGGCUCUUGAAGGCAGGUGCAUGUGGUUUCAACUUAUGUGCCGCCGGUGUAAUGUUCGUAUUGGCCCGCUUUGGCGGCACAGCUGGAGCAGGUGGGCCGAGCAGUGUCGCAUUCGGCUGGCCUUUGGUGGGCGAUGAGGAAGAUGCCUUUCGGUUCGUUCGGUGGACACUCCCACUGCUUCUGUCCGGAGGGACGAAUGCGAAUUGAUGGAUGUCUGGUACCGACCGAUUAGAGGACGGUUCGGAGGGCAGCUGCCUGGGUGGGGCUGG
Molecule: messenger RNA, 1719 nt
Organism: Tilletiaria anomala UBC 951
Lineage: Eukaryota; Fungi; Basidiomycota; Exobasidiomycetes; Georgefischeriales; Tilletiariaceae
Exons: 2
Coding region: 28-1254 (408 amino acids)
Biological process (GO): GPI anchor biosynthetic process
Cellular component (GO): endoplasmic reticulum membrane
Source: RefSeq, a predicted model, not a curated record